UUUGUCCGGCCGCAGGUGUCCUGGGUGCGCCACCGGGACCUGCACAUCCUGACGGUGGGCUCGUACACGUACUCGAGCGACCAGCGCAUCAGCGCGUCGCGCGUCGGGCCCGCCGAGUGGCAGCUGGAGAUCCGCUGGGUGACCCACCGCGACACCGGCGUCUACGAGUGCCAGGUCAGCUCGCUGCCCAUCAUGGCGCUGCAGGUGCGCCUCGACGUCGUCGUUCCGACGGCCUCGAUCCUGGGCGGGCCGGACCUAUACGUGAACCGCGGCAGCUCCAUCAACCUGACGUGCAUCGUCGUCAACUCGCCAGAGCCACCGGCCUACAUAUUCUGGUACCACCGCGACCAGGUGAUCAGCUACGACUCCCCGCGUGGCGGCGUCAGCGUGGCCACGGACAAGGGCCCCGUCACGACGACGCGGCUGCUGGUGCAGCGCGCCAACGCGGCCGACGCCGGCAACUACUCGUGCCGGCCCAGCAACGCUCGCGCCGACACCAUCACCGUGCACGUGCUCGACGGAGAGCACCCGGAGGCGAUGCAGGCUGGGUCCACCCCCGCCGCCCCCGCGGCGCUGCUGCUGCCCUUUGCCGCCAUCACCAGCCGCCUCUUGGCUUCGCCGAACAAUGGCUUCCAGUGAGCGCUUGCCAGCACUAUUCCAAUGUAUCCUGGGACGCGGAGCCUGGAGGAGAGUGAAAGACCCGUUACUUAACAUCCACCGCCUCGACGUCUGAAGGUCUUGGCUUAGCAUUUGAGGGAACCAAGAACCAUCUCACCUCGACAUUGGCAGUCUCCCAUGUGGUUCUGAUCUGCUGCUGCUGAGCGUGACAUUGAAAGGACUGGUGAGCAGACAUAUCAAGACAACACUUUUGGUCAGGCAACUUUCGUCUGGAAACAGAAGGAGGAAGCGACGAGAUUUUCAUCUCUGAGAUGAGUUCGUGCACAGAGAGCUUUGUAUGUUGCUAUUGUAUAACGAUAGUAGUUGAGAAAAGGUACUACUGCUUCUUUUGAUCGUUUACAACUGUGUGGUCCAUGGUAAAAGCUUUAUCGCCAUUUACGUGUUAUUGUCCUAAAUUCCUGGACACUCAUUCUAUGUGUAUAUUAAAAAACCUUGUACAUGUGAAUAAAAAUGAUUUCAUAUCUUGUUGGACCUACGGAUAAUUAAA
This is a messenger RNA of Schistocerca cancellata (South American locust), 1165 nucleotides long. RefSeq names its product opioid-binding protein/cell adhesion molecule-like. The transcript is spliced from 4 exons. The annotation marks the transcript as partial. Gene Ontology annotation, cellular component: neuron projection membrane. The record is from RefSeq and is a predicted model, not a curated record. Lineage: Eukaryota; Metazoa; Arthropoda; Insecta; Orthoptera; Acrididae. Gene Ontology annotation, biological process: synapse organization.